Messenger RNA from Ostreococcus tauri, 381 nucleotides. RefSeq names its product DNA-directed RNA polymerase, subunit C11/M/9. Gene Ontology annotation, cellular component: RNA polymerase II, core complex. The transcript has a single exon. The record is from RefSeq and is a predicted model, not a curated record. Bases 1 to 381 code for a protein of 126 amino acids. Gene Ontology annotation, biological process: transcription-coupled nucleotide-excision repair; DNA-templated transcription; transcription initiation at RNA polymerase II promoter. Gene Ontology annotation, molecular function: nucleic acid binding; DNA-directed RNA polymerase activity; zinc ion binding. NCBI's taxonomy places the organism in Eukaryota, Viridiplantae, Chlorophyta, Mamiellophyceae, Mamiellales, Bathycoccaceae.
AUGGAGAAUGCCGAGGGUGCUCCUCAAACUGGCACAGUGCCACUGAGAUUUUGUCCAAAUAGUAACGAUCUGCUUUACCCGAAAGAAGAUCGGCAAAACAAGAGAUUGGUAUACUUUUGUCGUAACUGCGACUUCACGGCCGCUGCGAGUGAUAGCUGCGUGCAUAGACGAACUAUCUCCCACUCAGCCUCCGAGAUUACCGCAGUGUUGCACGACGUAAGGACAGAUCCAACCCUGCCACACUCGAAGGACGUCCAGUGCGCACUGUGUGAUACAAAGGAGGCGGUAUUUUUCUCACAGACCACUACAGAAGGAAUGUCUUUGUUUUUUCAAUGUAUAUCGUGUGGACAUAAAUGGAAAGACACGGGCUCAGUUGCGUGA